UCCAGCUUCCGGGAGCGGAUUGCUGAGGUUGGCGUGGGGUUCACCGUGCCUUGCUCCACCCCACCCUCGGGUCCUGACCCGCGGUCGACGGCCCCAGAGGCUCAGUGUUUCAGGGUUGCUCUUGACAACCGCAACUUCCGGGAGCGAGCGCGUCCCCUCCCCCGCCCCCGGCUCCGCAGACCCGGCGACUUGGGUUCCGGCCUCUGCGCGGCGGUUGGUCGGUGGGUGAUCGCGGUUCGCCGCCGCUACCCUCGUUCCCUGGGGCCUCCUCAUCGUGUCGGCGGGGUGCCCGGGGCCGCCAUGGUUCUGCUGCACGUGAAACGGGGCGACGAGAGCCAGUUCCUGCUGGAGGCGCCGGGGAGCACCGAGCUGGAGGAGCUCACGGUGCGGGUGGCCCGGGUCUACAAUGGGCGCCUCAAGGUGCAGCGCGUGUGCUCAGAGAUGGAAGAGUUGGCAAAACACGGCAUAUUUCUCCCUCCGAAUAUGCAAGGACUGACGGAUGAACAAAUCGAAGAACUGAAGCUCAGGGAUGAGUGGGGCGAAAGGUGUGUGCCCAGCGGGGGCGCGGUGUUUAAGAAGGACGACAUUGGACGGAGGAACGGGCAAGCCCCAAAUGAAAAAAUGAAGCAAGUUUUAAAGAAGACUGUAGAAGAAGCCAAAGCAAUAAUAUCUAAGAAACAAGUGGAGGCCAACGUCUGUGUUACCAUGGAGAUGGUGCAGGAUGCCCUGGACCAGCUCCGAGGCGCCGUGAUGAUUGUGUACCCCAUGGGGCUGCCCCCCUACGACCCCAUCCGCAUGGAGUUUGAAGACAAAGAGGACUUGUCGGGGACUCAGGCAGCGCUCAGCGUCAUAGAGGAAUCUGCGGCGCAGCUGUGGUGGGCAGCCAAGGAGCUACGGAGAGUGAAGAAGCUCUCAGACUACGUGGGCAAGAACGAGAAGACCAGGAUCAUCGUCAAGAUUCAGCAGAGGGGUCAAGGCGCCCCGGCCCGGGAGCCCGUGAUCAGCAGUGAGGAGCAGAAGCAGCUGAUGCUCCAUUUUCACAGAAGACAGGAGGAGCUCAAGAAGCUGGAAGAAAACGCUGACGACUCCUGUUUGAAUUCUCCGUGGGCAGACAACACCGCUUUAAAGAGGCACUUCCACGGGGUGAAGGACAUCAAGUGGAGACCCAGAUGAGGGGCCGGCGGGUGAGGCGUUCAGCAGCGUGGCAUCCCUGAUGACGAAAAGGCCAGCUGCUGCUCUCAUGAAAGACACUGCACUCUUGUUCAUCAGUCCAUUCUUAGAAGAAUCUGCCUAGAGGGUUCUGACCGCAGGGCAGAUAUUUAGCAUUUGAGGUUUUUCUCUGGUACAAUAAUAAAAAUGUGACUACAGA
Messenger RNA from Erinaceus europaeus (western European hedgehog), 1369 nucleotides. RefSeq names its product cilia and flagella associated protein 298 (gene CFAP298). Gene Ontology annotation, biological process: regulation of cilium movement. The record is from RefSeq and is a predicted model, not a curated record. The coding region runs from base 301 to 1173 and encodes 290 amino acids. The transcript has 7 exons. NCBI's taxonomy places the organism in Eukaryota, Metazoa, Chordata, Mammalia, Eulipotyphla, Erinaceidae.